GCGUGGAUUGGGCGCUGAAUGGACUGCUGAUGUUAUAAAGAGAAAUACUGAAGUAAUCAUAUAGAGAUCUGUGCAUUGAUAGACUGGAUUUGUAAUGCAUGCAGACUUUUAUCAAAUGUAAGGUGCAUUGCACUUUGCUCUGAAUUCACGUUCAGUGUUUUGAGGAGAGAUGUCGUUUGAGGUGCCGGUUAACGGGGUCUCUCACACGGAAGAUCCGUUCUCCGGACCCCUGACAUCUAUUGCGCCCUGGAACUAUCACUUCCUGGCAGCUCUGAUGUUCAUCGUGACCACAUUAUCUCUCUCCGAGAACUGUGCGGUGAUGUUGGUAACAUUCAGGUUUAAACAGCUGAGACAGCCUUUAAAUUACAUCAUUGUGAACUUAUCUCUGGCGGACUUCCUCGUGUCACUGACCGGAGGGACGAUAAGUUUCCUCACGAACUAUCACGGGUACUUCUUCUUGGGGAAAUGGGCUUGCGUUUUGGAGGGGUUUGCGGUCACCUUUUUCGGUAUCGUGGCGCUGUGGUCACUGGCUGUUCUUGCGUUUGAGCGGUUCUUCGUGAUCUGUCGGCCACUGGGAAACAUUCGUCUGAGAAACAAACAUGCUGCGCUUGGUCUGCUGUUUGUCUGGACAUUCUCCUUUAUCUGGACCGUCCUGCCUGUGUUGGGUUGGAGCAGCUACACCGUCAGUAAGAUCGGCACCACCUGUGAACCCAACUGGUACUCUGGAAGCUUCCAUGACCACACCUUCAUUAUCACUUUCUUUACCACCUGUUUCGCUCUUCCAAUGGGUGUGAUAAUCGUCUGUUACUGCAAGCUGCUUGGCAAGUUGAGAAAGGUGUCUAACACUCAUGGCAAGUUGGGUAACGCCAGGAAACCUGAGCGUCAGGUGACCCGUAUGGUGGUUGUGAUGAUCGUCGCCUUCAUGGUGGCCUGGACGCCGUACGCUGCGUUCUCAAUCAUCGUGACGGCACACCCCAGCAUCCACCUGGACCCUCGACUGGCCGCUGCCCCAGCGUUCUUCUCCAAAACAGCUGCAGUGUACAAUCCCAUCAUAUAUGUCUUCAUGAACAAACAGUUCAGGAAGUGUUUGAUUCAGCUGUUGAGCUGCAGUGACAUCGUCACUAUCGAGGGCAACAUGCAUCAGACCACCGAACGAGCAGGUAUGACCGGUGAAAGUAACACUGGAGAGAUGUCUGCCAUCACCGCCCGAAUCCCGGUGGCUGGAACAGUCCUACCCAAAAGCGACAAUCAGCCAAGUGAUUGUAGCUCGUUUGCUCAACGUCCCAUUCCUGGGAACAAAGUAUGUCCGAUGUGACAGCAAACACACUCCA
This is a messenger RNA of Xyrauchen texanus (razorback sucker), 1331 nucleotides long. RefSeq names its product opsin-VA-like. Gene Ontology annotation, biological process: visual perception; G protein-coupled receptor signaling pathway; phototransduction. Gene Ontology annotation, cellular component: photoreceptor outer segment; membrane. Gene Ontology annotation, molecular function: G protein-coupled receptor activity. Bases 170 to 1315 code for a protein of 381 amino acids. Lineage: Eukaryota; Metazoa; Chordata; Actinopteri; Cypriniformes; Catostomidae. The transcript has 5 exons. The record is from RefSeq and is a predicted model, not a curated record.